AUGGCACACAGCUACCAGCAAGGUUAUGAUGAAAGACGUUUUGAAGGUCAAGUCAGAGAAGAUCUUCUCUGCUCUAUUUGUCAUGAAGUGCUCAGAGAUCCACGAACUUGCCAGAACAGAGAACAUCCAUUUUGUCUUUCUUGUAUAUCUCAACAUCUUCGUAAUUCCCACACAUGUCCUGAAUGCAGAGAACACCUGACCCCAGAAACCUUGAAAAACCCGAGAUUUUUGAAGAAUAUUCUAUCAGAGCUGAAAAUCAAGUGUGAUCACAAUGAGCGAGGAUGCCCGGGCUACGUCCAGCUUGGAAAUUUACAGAAUCAUGUUGAGAAAUGUGGUUUCGCGCCUGUUAUGUGUAGAAAUGAAGGAUGUGGGAUGUUGGUCAAUAGAAAAGAUAAAGAAAUCCAUGAGAGAGAACUCUGCCAGUUUAGAAUCCCGAAGUGCCACGACUGCAAAGAUAUCAAAGCAAGUCAAGAUGCAAUUAAAGCAUGUGAAGAUGCAAUAAAGGUAAAAAAUUUUGAACGAACAUGUAGUUUGUCAAUUUGUAUACAGUACCAUCUCUGAGAUAAUAUCUAAGACUAACAUUAAAUAUGAUGCAUUAAAACUUCAAACGAGCUAGAGCAGCAUGAAUAAUACCAACUAGUGAAAUACCAUCAGUACAACUUUUUUGACAGUUAAAGUGACUACAUAUCUACAUUUAUUCUAUUGUGUUGAGGACCAUCAGUUUUAAUGCAUGUUUGCUGAAGAUCCUAUAUCCUAUUUUUAAAUUAUUAAUAUUAACAAUUGUAAUUCAGGAAAAUGUUGACGAAAUGAAAGCAAGACAGGAUGAAGUGAUGAUCAAAAUCACUGGAAAGGAAAGCGAACAAGAUGAAAUGAAUGUUAAAGUAAAUGAAAUGAAGGUAAGACAAGGUUGUGUUUAGAUUUUUGUAGGGUUUAAGAUGAUUGGUUUGUAUUGGUAUAAACGGCACCUUCUAUUUGAAAAGCAUUUCUCCCAAAGCCCAGAUGCUCAUAAUUGCAACUAUUGUUUGAACUUCUGAAGAUCCGGGAUGGUAGCUUUGCCAAUUAAAUAAACUAUUCAUAUGGCGCAUAAUUUCUCAAAAUGUACAGUCGUACACAAUAUCACUGCUGAGAGAUUUUAACACAACAACCAAAUCAUAUAAGUUUUUAAUUUUACAAAUCAGGCGAAUGUUGACGAGAUAAAGCAAACUCAAGCAGAAAUGAAAGCAGAUCAAGUGAUGUUUAAAGCUGAGGUAAGCCAGCAGUUUCAAAGAGUGACAGAAAUGUUGAAUGAGUUGUUGCAAGGAAGCAAUGUAAGCAACAAUGGCGCUCAAGCUAUAGGUCCAGCAUUUCCAGCCAACAAUCAAGAUAUUAUUAUUUUUGGCGGUCAUUGUGGCUCAGGAGAUGACAAGAUAUUAAAUACAGUUGAAAAAUUCAACUUAACAGAAGGAACGUCGACUGAAUUACCACCGAGAAAUCUCCCACGUUCAGAGUCAGCAUCAUGUGUUUACAACGGUGACGUCAUCGUGACUGGAGGCCACGAUGGUCAAGCUGGUUCUGACUUGAUCGAGAUUUUAAAGAUGAACAAGCAUCCUUUGCGAUGGACGAUGUUUGAUGGAAAACUGCCCGUCAAGUUAUCUGCCCAUGAUGUCAUAGUUUACCAAAAUAGAUUGUACAUCAUCGGUGGAUAUAACUGGAAUGAAGCGAAAACAUCCGAUGCAAUUUAUGAACUAUCCCUUGCCCCGCCUUAUACUGUCAAGCUUCUCGCAAGAAUGCCGUAUGGAAGAAGAAACCACAGAGCGGAGAUUGUUAACGGGAAGUUAUUUAUCUUGGGAGGAUCGACAACAAGUGUUAGUAAAGAUGCUACAGAUAGCGUUGUUGUGUAUGAUUUCAUCAAGAAAGUAUUAAAGCCAUGUACAUCUUUAUACAAGCCUGUUUGUAAAAUGUCUACAGUUACUUGGGGCAAUAUGAUCAUCCUUGUUGGCGGUGGGGAUAAGAACGGCAAGCAUUUAAAUGACGUCAUCAUGUAUCACACUGAGUCAGGACGAAGUGAAAGAUUACCUUCACUGAAACACAAGAGGGGUGGUGCCUCAGCUGUCAUCAUGCAUGACGUCAUUGUUGUAUUGGGCGGAUACAAUAGUGAGGAAGGGCAUCUCAACUCAGUAGAAAGUUUCACAAUGGGAGAUGAUCAAUGGAAAAAACUGCCAGGAAUGAAAGAGAAAAGGCUAUGGGCAAAUGCUGUAGUAAAACCUCGCAACUGA
Molecule: messenger RNA, 2255 nt
Organism: Paramuricea clavata
Lineage: Eukaryota; Metazoa; Cnidaria; Anthozoa; Malacalcyonacea; Plexauridae
Source: the annotation of a GenBank genome assembly